CUUUAGGAACUGACCACAGCUUAACACUCCUCACAUCACACAGCGCAGAAAACGUCAUCCACCGCUAAGACAACAGAGGUCAUGUCGUCCAGUCUGUCCGUACGGAGUUUCUCUCUGGGCCGGCAGCCCUCUUUCACCAGCAUGUCUCUGAGGGACAGUGGACGUGCCCGAUCCAAAGCCGCCGUCUCAUUCACUUCCGCCAAGCCUCUGUCUCGCUCUGCCUCCAUGAGCAUGUCAGAUCUGAACGGCCCGAGCAAUCUGUCCUUCAAUGGCCUUCAUGGCAACAGCACCAAUGAGAAAGAGGCCAUGCAAAGCCUCAACAGCCGACUCGCCAGCUACCUAGACAAGGUCCGCUCUCUGGAGAAGUCCAACGCUGACCUGGAGCUGAGGAUCAAACAACUGAUGCUGGACCGUGUGCCCAAAGGACAUGAUAUUGACUCCAUGAUGGCCCAAGCCCAUGCUCUGGAACAGGAAGUAAGAAAGAAGACUCUGGAGAACGCUCGGAUCAUGCUUGAGAUCGACAACGCCAAGCUGGCUGCAGAUGAUUUCAGAAUCAAAUGGGAGACGGAGAGUGCGAUGUGUCAGUCAGUGGAGCGGGACUGUGUGGCCCUGAAGAAAGCCAAGUCAGAUCAUGACCAGAUCAUUGCCACCCUCCGUGGUGACCUGGACAGCCUGAAAGAGGAGCUUUACUUCCUGAGGAAGAACCAUGAGGAGGAAAUAGACAGCGUGAGAGGCCGGGUCGCCCAAGAGGAAGUGAGUGUGGAGGUGGAUGCGGCCCGCGGGCCAGAGCUGGGGACGGUUCUCUCUGACCUCAGGUCUCAGUACGAAGGCAUUGUCCAGAAGAACAAGGAGGAAGCUGAGAGCUGGUACCGUAAAAAGCUGGAGAUGGUGCAGAUGCAGGUGCGCGAGAGUAAUGAAGCUCUGAGAGGGGCUCAGAGUGAACUGACCGAGAGGCAACGCUUUCUGCAGACACUGGAAGUGGAACUGGAGAGCCUUCACAAACAGGUGGCGGCUCUAGAGGGUAACCUGGGUGAGACGGGGCAGAAGUACACCCUGGAGAUGGAGCGGCUGCAGGCGACCCUGGCCCAGCUGGAGGAAAACCUGUCACAGCUGCGUCUGGACAUGCAGCGCAACAAGACGGACUACGAGCAGCUCCUGCGCAUCAAGCAGAACCUGGAGAUGGAGAUCGCAACCUACAGGAGACUGCUGGAGGGAGAGGAGACGGUUAAAGAGACCCCUCCACCCCCCAAGAAGGAGCCUGACGUUCGGACCCGUAAGAUAGUGAAGGUGGUAACACAAACCAUGAUCAAUGGCAAAGUGGUGGACGAAUCCAGCGAAGUUGAGCAGAUUGAGGAGGCGAAGAAGUAAAACAAGAACAAGUCUGUCUGUGGAAUUCUCUGUAUAAAAGCUUCUAUUGUUCAUUUGGAAGCCACAUUACCUUGGGCCCCCACAGAGCCCCUGAUUUUUUGUUUCAUUCCCAGCCUUUCAAAGAUAUCGUCUUUCCUUUCUCAAGCAACAAAAGAGCUGAAAUGACUAGGAACGCCAUCAGAUUUAGAGCUGAAACUGAAGAAGAAACAAGUGCUCCUGUUAUUGCUUUUAGGGACUUAUCAGACCAAAACCCUUUAUUCUUUCUGCAUGCAAUAUUUAUUUCUAAAUAGUGUAGUGUGAGAAGAAUUUAUUUACUUAAGAGGUUGCUUUUCUGUCAUUUCUUUCACUCUUUCACUCUUUAUCUGUAAUAAAAUCAUACAACU
Messenger RNA from Carassius gibelio (silver crucian carp), 1751 nucleotides. Its product is annotated as keratin, type I cytoskeletal 18. The transcript has 9 exons. The record is from RefSeq and is a predicted model, not a curated record. The coding region runs from base 82 to 1368 and encodes 428 amino acids. Lineage: Eukaryota; Metazoa; Chordata; Actinopteri; Cypriniformes; Cyprinidae. Gene Ontology annotation, molecular function: structural molecule activity.